UCUUGUCAUGUGACACAGUUUCCCCUGCCAUUUAAAGGCAGCUGGGGGCUUUGUUUUGCUGAGUCACAUUUAAGAGAGUUUGGAGGGAAGCUGACUUUGUGGGACUGCAAGGUGAUUGCCAAAUGGAGUUGGAGCCUGGCCUCACCGCAACUGGCCUGAACAUCCAGCCUGGACAGGGCUUUCAACUGAGGGGGUGGAUCUUGCCAGAUGCCAAACAUUUUAUUGUAGAUCUUGGCAAAGACUCUGAUAACCUGGUGCUUCGCUUCAAUUUGCGCUUAGCUGGGCUUGUGGAUACGCACGCCAUUGUUUGCAACUCCAAGCAAGAUGGGAUGUGGGGGCAAGAAGAGGAAAGAGCGCGCUUCCCUAUCGAAAAAGGGGAGAAAAUCAAGGUGCUCUUCACCUUUGGUACUUCUGAGUUGAAGGUGAAAGUGGAAGAACCUCUACCUUUCAAGGGGAUUGAAGUGGAAGAAGCCUUUGAUCUGAUGAAACUGGAAGAAGCUUACUUGAGAGAACUUAAUCCACCAGGUGCUCGCAUAAUCUUUGACCAGAACCGAUGGGAACUGGAGUUUGUCUUUCCCAACCGACUGGGCCUAAAAUCCAUCCAGUAUCUCUCAUAUCAGGGAGACUUCAAAUUCCAAGGCCUCAAGUUCCUCUGAUCUUGUCUUUCCUCUAAUCUCACCACGUAGCUGAAUAAAUGCAAGUGUGUUCUUCAAACCAU
Hemicordylus capensis (graceful crag lizard) is the source of this 718-nucleotide messenger RNA. Its product is annotated as 16 kDa beta-galactoside-binding lectin-like. The coding region runs from base 123 to 656 and encodes 177 amino acids. The transcript is spliced from 4 exons. The record is from RefSeq and is a predicted model, not a curated record. NCBI's taxonomy places the organism in Eukaryota, Metazoa, Chordata, Lepidosauria, Squamata, Cordylidae. Gene Ontology annotation, molecular function: carbohydrate binding; laminin binding.